UCUAGUACUCUAUUUGCGGAAUUUUGGGUGACCGUAUGUUAUUUUAAAUAAAAAGAAUCGUCAUUUUACGCAAUACCUACGCAUAAUUACUCCUACUUUGUCAUCGUCAUGCCACAUGACAUUGUAUUGUAAUCCUGUAUAACAUAAUUAUGUCUCAGGAAGAGAAUGUGGAUGUAAAUAAAGCUUUUGAGGACUUAUUAUUCGCGGAAGAAAUCGCACAAAAAUCAGCCUAUGAGGAAGGCUACAAAAGUGGCAAAGAAGAACUGUUAAAAGGAUAUCAUCUUGGGUAUCACAGAGCUAGUAUAAUCGCUGCUCAAUUAGGAUAUUACAGCGGAGUCUUGGAGCAAUAUCUACAGAAUAAUGACAAUACCUGUGAAAAAACGGUAGCAUUAGCUAAAAAACUUUUGGAAGAUAUACGUAAUACUUUUCCUGAGCAUCAAGACGAUAACUUGGACAUUCUGAAAGCUGUAGAAGACAUUAAAUUCAAAUAUGCCAAAUUCUGUUCAUUAGCAAAAAUUAAUCCACUGUAUCCUGAAGCAGAUAAACUUGAGUUUUGAUACAACAAUAAUG
Messenger RNA from Dinoponera quadriceps, 570 nucleotides. RefSeq lists its product as uncharacterized. The record is from RefSeq and is a predicted model, not a curated record. Bases 150 to 557 code for a protein of 135 amino acids. NCBI's taxonomy places the organism in Eukaryota, Metazoa, Arthropoda, Insecta, Hymenoptera, Formicidae. The transcript is spliced from 2 exons.